Messenger RNA from Brassica napus (rape), 1725 nucleotides. RefSeq lists its product as uncharacterized. The transcript is spliced from 2 exons. Lineage: Eukaryota; Viridiplantae; Streptophyta; Magnoliopsida; Brassicales; Brassicaceae. Gene Ontology annotation, molecular function: zinc ion binding. The record is from RefSeq and is a predicted model, not a curated record. Bases 1 to 1725 code for a protein of 574 amino acids.
AUGAAGCAAGACGAGGUUGAAGGAGAUGAUUAUGAUGCUGACAAAAUCAAUUCUGAAAAAGAAAACAGAGAAAAAUUGGCAAAGAGUCAGGUGGUGGAAUUGGUUAAGACGGGAGAUCUUUUCCUCAACAAAACAGUUUUGAAAGCGAGGUUUGAGUUAUGUGCAAUGAAGCAUAACUUUCACUACACAGUUACCAACUCCAAUAAAUCAGUUUGGUGUAUUAGAUGCGCUGAUAAGGUGUGCUUUUGGGGUGCUCGAGCUGAGUGUUUGAAGGGCUCCACAUAUUUUAUUAUUAAGAAGUAUAUCGGUGUACAUUCCUGCGCACCUUCAAACAAAACCAGUGCCGGAAAGACAGCUUCAGCGAAAACGAUAGGCAGUCUGCUAAUGCAUAAAUAUGAAGGUAUCAAGGAAGGGCCUAAAGCGAAAGAUAUUGUUCAGAUUAUGCGUAAUGAUUAUGGAUGUGAGAUCUCUGAUUCUUUAGCAUGGGAUUCCCGUGAAUAUGCAGUCAACGCUGUUAGAGGUAUUCCAGAGGAAAGUUAUGGGAAAAUACCAAAAUACUUGCACAUGCUGCGAGAGGCCAAUCCGGGUACACAUUCCUCUUACAAGACUGACGUCGAUGGUAGAUUUCGAUAUCUGUUUAUAGCGUUUGGUCAAUCGAUCAGAGGCUUUAACACAGUCAUGAGGCGUGUCAUUGUUGUCGAUGGAACAUUCUUGAAGAGUAAAUUCAAAGGGGUGCUACUGGUUGCAACUGCUAUAGAUGGAAAUUCAAAUUUAUAUCCUAUUGCAUUUGGGAUAGUAGACUCUGAGAAUGAACAGUCUUGGGAAUGGUUUAUGAGACAAUUCAAAGUUGUUGUUGCUGAUGAUAAUGGUUUGGCUUUUAUUUCGGAUAGACAAGUGUCAAUAGGGAAGGCACUGGAGAAAGCUUCAAAGGCUUAUAGAGUGGUUGAUUUCAAGAAGACGUUUGCUCAUGUUUGCAAUAUCAGUCCAGCAAUUGGAAAUUAUCUAAUGGAAGCAGAUGUCAAAAAGUGGGCUAGAUGUCAAUUUCAUGGAUACAGGUAUGACAUUAGGACAAACAAUCCUGCAGAGUCGAUAAAUUCUGCGUUGCGUUCGCCGAGAGAGUUUCCCGUAAUUCCUUUGUUGGACAGUAUUAGAGAAAUGCUGACACGCUGGUUUUUUAAGCGUAAGCAAUCGAUUUCAAAGCACACCCACCGUUUGACCAUAAAUGUGGAGGAAAAGAUUGAUAGGAGAAUUGGAAAGGGGGAAACUUUCAGAGUUUACCCUGUAACCGAUAGCCAGCUGCUUGUUAAAGGCGAUACAAUUGACUGCUUUGUUGAUUUGGACAAACGGACUUGUUCUUGUGGGAAGUACGACCUCUUGAAAAUCCCUUGUAGACACGCAAUAAAAGCUGGUUUCUUUGUUGGUAGAGAACCAUAUACAUUGACUGAUUUUUUGUAUACCACGGGAGCUUGGAGAGAAGCUUAUCAAGAAAGCAUAAAUCCCAUUUCAGUUCCUGAAGAUGGUUGGUCUGUUCCACAAGUAGUGGAAAAUUCUGAAGUGCUACCGCCUGAGACAAGAAGAUCUCUUGGAAGAAAUAGAAAACGCAGAUAUGAAACUGUUGAAGACAAAAUCCGAUCAUCACAAGGAUCACAGGGGGAUCAGCUUCGUAAGUGCAGUAGAUGUGGUCUUGGUGGUCAUAAUAGAGCAACUUGCAAGAUUCCAAUAUAG